Penicillium salamii is the source of this 2469-nucleotide messenger RNA. The record is from the annotation of a GenBank genome assembly. Lineage: Eukaryota; Fungi; Ascomycota; Eurotiomycetes; Eurotiales; Aspergillaceae.
AUGCUUUUCAUUGGAAUCAUUCGCGAACUGGAAGCUGCGCGGGCUGUUUAUGCGCCAUCCAUGUCUUACUUCUUCUGCGAGAACGACAAUGAAAAAACCAACACCCCCACGGCCGUCUUGAGAUCAUUGAUCUGGUUGUUACUUUUACAGCAGCCACAUCUCUUCUCGCAUAUCUUGCAAGACUACAAGACUUCCGGUGCAGAUAUUUUCGGGGAUACAAAUGCUUUCUGGUCUCUCUGCAGGGUUUUCAAGGGCAUGCUUAAGGACCCUACUCUAGGUCCUACUUAUCUCAUGAUCGAUGCUCUUGACGAAUGCAACAAAACGGCUAGUGAUAGAGCCGAUCUUAGGGUUCUCAAGGAACUCAUUUCCGAUUCUUUGGGCUUGACCGAUCAUGUGAGGUGGCUGGUCACCAGCCGACCAGAAGUCAGGCUGAACAAAGACUUCCAAGACUUUGCCUCGGGAACUAUAGACCGAAUCGAUGUUCAAGGCCAAGGUCGUGCGGUCCAGGCAUACAUCCAUCACAAGCUCUCUGAAAUGCAAAAAAGAAAAAUGUACCAGCCCUUCGUCAUUGGCAAAUUAGCAGGAGAGUUGAACAGCCGGGCCAAUGGUAUCUUCCUGUGGGUGGCUCUCAUUUUCCGCGAACUCCGCGAAUGUGACUCCUGGAAUGUCGAAAAAGUUCUCGAAGAUUUGCCUGAUGGCCUCACUGCUCUCUAUGAAAGGUUGAUGGAAAAGAUCAACUCAGAGGGUCAGCAAACUGCCCAGUUUUGUAAGAAUGUUCUUGUUGCGACCUGCCUUGCCAAUCGCCCCCUCUCUGCAGACGAGCUGGGUGUAUGCGCAGGUCUUCCUAUCCAAGUACCUGCCUCUGAGAUUGUUGUGAAAUGCGGUUCAUUCCUGCGCACUCGUGAAAAUGAUCAUACUGUGUAUCCACUUCAUCAGUCCGUCAGAGACUAUUUGGAGACCAGUUACAUGGCGGGCUAUUUGAAGGAUGGGCCCAGUCAAGGCCAUUUGGAAAUCUUUCAACGCUCAAUCGAGAAAAUGUCUUCCAUCCUCAGAGUGAACAUGUAUGGUCUUCCGUUCGAUACACUCUCAGAAGAUGUGGAGCCCCCAAGCGAAGAUUGUUUGGCUUCGAUCCGAUAUUCUUGCGUGUACUGGGUCGACCACCUCUGCGCAAUAGGCAGUCAGAGUCUCCGGAGUGGGCAUUUGUUCAGUGAGAAUGGGGAGUUACUUACCUUCCUUCAAAAACACCUUCUGCAUUGGCUUGAGAGCUUGAGUUUAAUCAACAACUUCCAGGCUGGAAUGCAGUCAGUCAGAAAGUUGUUAUCCGUCGUCCAGUCAAGUCAAAACAAAAGCUCUGAGCUGGUUGGGCUCUUGAUGGAUGCCGAGAAAGUCGUCUCCAGAUUUCGAUCAAUCAUUGAAGGUGCACCAUUGCAGAUCUACGGUGCACCACUUCUGUUCUGUCCAGAGAAAACGAAAAUCAAGACAUAUUUCUGGAAGGAUCGGCUUCCCUACAUUAAAGGGAUCUUUGGCCUGAACCACAAAUGGGACCCAUGUAUUCAGGUUCUUGAACUUCCCCGGUAUAAGGCUGACUCAAACGACGAGGCCUACGGAAGGUACUAUGGCUUGCACGUGGCCCUAUCGCCAGAUGGAAAGACUUUGGCUGGGAUCUGGAAUGGGAAACUCAGACUCUGGGAUACCGCUACCGGGCUAGUGAAAACAGAUCUUAGAACUAAGUGCACAUAUGUGGCGUUCUCAGCAGAUGGCAGGACCCUCACCCUGAUUGGAGAUCGUGGUGAGAUGCAAGUUUGGAGCAUGACCGACAUUUUAUCAGCUGGUUCACCUGAAAAGACCGGAAAUCUAUGGGAUGGUCAUAAUUCUUCGGAUGCUAUAUGUAUCGCGCCUAACGGAUGCACUGUUGCUAGGGCCCCGCCAAAAGGACCCCUGACAAUCUGGAACAUCGGAGCCGAUACAAUGAAGAGCACAUCUGAAAACUUCAGUUGGAUUUAUGCUUUGGCAUACUCUGCUGAUGGAGCCCAAAUUGCUUUAGCUACCUCAGACGACACUCUUCAAAUUUGGGACGCCGUAAAUGUCACCUGCAGUCGGGUUUUUGAGAACGUGGACCACCUCAGGGCUUACCACACUGCAAUUGCUUUCUCACCGGACUGCAAUUGGCUCGCAGUUGCGUCUGAUGGCAGAACGGCUCUCUGGAACAUUGAGACCGGUGACCACAAAAUCAUCACAGAUGACUCUACCCUUAACCGUUGUCUUGCAUUCUCUCCAAAUGGCCGCAUGAUUGCUUCAUCUGGUCCAUCUUUUAUCGAUAUUUAUGACACUUCUAGCGGCAAACGUGUCAAGACACUGACGGCUCUUGGUGGCAGAUUGAAUUCAAUCACCUUUUUUUCCGGACAGCCAAACACUUGUGACGGCUUCAGAAGAUUCAGACUGUCGAUUCUGGGAUAUCGAGAUCACUGA